AGCCCCCUAAUCACAGUACUGGGAACCAAACCUUUACUGGAUUCCUGAGCCGAUGGACGGAGCAAAGGCGCUGUUCCUUUGAUUUUGAGUUGCAGACUGGGCAGGCGACGCUUCCUGUCGAUUUGGGCGUUAUAUAAGGAGAUUUUUCGCCAGAUUGAUAAUUAAAACUGCUCGACAUGUCGGGCGCAUGUCGGACAUGGGCUUUGCAGACUGGAGUGGGGUGGCGUUGUGGCUGUUAUGCAAAUCGUGCGACUGGGAAAGCAGUUUACUUUUACUUUUCAAAUCGAUUAUAUGUGCACACAGUGCACAGCGCCAUUUCGUGCCCGCCCAGAGCACACUAACCCACUAAAUCGCUCCAAGUUGUACGUAUAUUGUGGCAUUCGGAACGAAUUGGGUUUUGGGCUAUACAAUUCGCGAGCUUCCCAAGUGGAGUCGUUAACCUGCCGCCGAAGUCAUUAUCUAAUGAUUCCCUGCCUGGCACUGCUGGCCGUGAGUGGAGCGCUGAAGAUCCACGACUACCACCAGGGCCACGAGGAGUACGAGCACCACGAACAUCAUGAGCACCACGAGCCGGAGCACCACGUCAAGUACGAGCCGGAGCACGAGGAGACGGAGCUGCACCACGAGGUGGACCACAAGCACGCCACCUCGCACCAGAGCGUCAAGUUCCACCACUACCACGCCGUGCCCGUCUACAUCAAGAAGGAGGACCAGCACCUGGUGAAGAAGCCCAUCGAGAUCGGCGGCACCAAGCAGAAGCUAAAGAUCCUGCACCCGAAGACCGAGCACAACCACAACCACGGACUGGUCCUCGAAAACCACAGCGAGUCGCACCACGAGCACGGCCACUACGAGGAGCCGGUGCACCACUCGGAGCACUAUGAGCACUACUCGCACCACGAGUAGGAAUGAGCU
Messenger RNA from Drosophila santomea, 915 nucleotides. Its product is annotated as histidine-rich glycoprotein. Lineage: Eukaryota; Metazoa; Arthropoda; Insecta; Diptera; Drosophilidae. The transcript has 2 exons. The record is from RefSeq and is a predicted model, not a curated record. Bases 238 to 906 code for a protein of 222 amino acids.